UCCGACAUGUAUUAAUCGUUUCUCUCAUUGCUUUGAUAAUGUCAUUUUCUAUCAUAAAUAAACCUCCGCUAUUUUUGACGACACGUCUACACUAGUAUAAAACAUUAAGUAAUGCCAGACUGAUGUUGAAAAUAGAGUCAGCUCCCCUAGUCAGUUAAUUGUUAAACCUUCCCAAUUCUGUUUAUUUCCUGUUGUUGCUUCGUACACGUCUGUCCUGCUCGAUCGGCUCCACUUUAUAACUGAUAGUUAAGUGAAAACCCAAUUAAAUAUACAUGGUUGGUAAUUAACUGUGUAAAGAAAUAGAAACAGCAUUCUUUUCUUUAUAUUGAUCUGAAAAAUAUGAAUCAAAUCUAGAAAUUCUGUUGAAGCUGUUAUUUGUCCACAAGACUUAGAUUCUCACUACUUCAAUAUAUUGUCACAUCUUCCUCGUUGACUGGCUUUACGCAUAUAUAUUUCGAUAAAAUCACAUGAAAUUGGCUAAAGAGUAUUUUUUACUUUUAAAGAAUCACCAAUAUGUAUCAUGUUCGAAAGACUCUGCAAAGAUAUUCUACAAACGUAUAACCCGGCUUCUAUGAAACACUGCUGAAUUACUGUAAAAUAUUCCCUCUGAGAGAAGAACCAUUUCUUUACCUCUGUGUCUGAGAUAAUUUUCUCUUGUAAAUAUACUUUCAUGAAUUUACAAAGAGUAUUUGCAACAUUUCUAAACAUUGACAAACAUCACAUUUAGAAGAAAUAUAAGAGAAGUGAUAUUUGUUUGGAAUAAAGUAUAAAGACGAAAAAUAUCCAUAUAUUUUGGUGAGAGAAGAAUUAUUUUUGAAAAGUUAUUGAAGGAUUGAUUUUAUUUUUCCUGGAGAGAUGUCGGAAGAAUUAGGAAAAUCAUUACAUGACUAUGACAUCUGCAAAGCAUCAUUUUCAAACGAAGGCAAACUCAACCAACACAAACGCUUUCAUAGAGGAGAGAAACAACAUCACUGUGAUACGUGUGGUAAAUCCUUCUAUCAAAAUUCAGAUUUAGUGAGUCACAAACGGAUUCACACAGGUGAGAAACCAUAUCACUGUGACAUCUGUGGAAAAUCAUUCUCUCUUGGAGGCAGUUUAAUUAAACACGUGCGAAUUCAUACAGGAGAGAAACCAUAUCACUGUGAUAUCUGUGGGCAAUCAUUCUCUCGAAGAGAUAAGUUGAAUAUACACAAAUAUAUUCAUACAGGAGAGAAACCAUAUCAUUGUGAUACUUGUGGUAAAUCAUUCACUCAAAAUAGGGAUUUAACUACUCAUGUACGCAUUCAUACUGGGGAGAAACCAUAUCAUUGUGAUAUCUGUGGUAAAUCAUUCUCUACAGGGAGUACCGUAACUAAACACAAACGCACACAUACAGGAGAAAAACCGUAUCACUGUGAUAUCUGUGGUAAAUCAUUCUCUGCUACAAGUAACUUAACUACUCACAAACUUAUUCACUCAGGAGAGAAACCAUAUCACUGUGAUGUCUGUGGUAAAUCAUUCUCUGCUGCGUCUAGCUUAACUACUCACAAACGUAUUCAUACAGGGGAGAAACCAUUUUAUUGUGAUAUCUGUAGUAAAUCAUUCUCUGAUGGAAGUAGGUUAACUCGACACAAACGCCUUCACACAGGGGAGAAACCACAUCACUGUGAUAUCUGUGGUAAAUCAUUCUAUGAAAAUCGAUGUUUAGUUAGUCACAAACGCGUUCAUACAGGAGAGAAGCCGUAUCAGUGUGAUAUUUGUAGUAAAUCAUUGUCUAACCGAGAUAGCUUGGCUAUUCACAAGCGUAUUCAUACAGGGGAGAAACCUUAUCUGUGUGAUACCUGUGGUAAAUCAUUUGCUCGAAAUAAUGAAUUUGCUAUCCACAAACGCUUACACACAGGAGAGAAACCAUAUUGUGAUAUUUGUGGUAAAUCAUUCUCUAGAAAAUAUCACUUAACUGUUCAUAAACGUAUUCAUUCAGCAGAGAAGCCACAUCGCUGUAAUGUCUGUGGGAAAUCCUUCUCAGUUGGGAGCAGCUUAACUAAACACAAACGUAUUCAUGCAAGAGAGAAAUCUGAAAUCACUCCUAAAUUCCCCAACCCCAUUUGUCCCUUGUAUUGUCCUGAAGCGAUGUUGGAAGAAUUAGGAAAAUCAUCAUAUGAGUGUGACAUCUGCAAAAAGUCAUUCUCAGAACAAGAGCAUUUUCUACAGAAAAUACAACAAUAUAGUAAUGCUUUCCAAACGACUUUAUUUGGAACAAAUACUGUGAAUGACAGAGGGUUUAUAUCCACAUUCAAAACCCAAGGUCAAGUAUAUCAUCGAAUCGGAAGCAUUUUACCACUAGAAAAUGAAGACCAUAAAUUUUUGCAAGUUUAUUUCAUUAACAACAUGCAAAAGCAAGCUGAAAUAAGGUGUAAUCCUCAUGAAGGACUUCACUUUGACAUAACACAACAACUUCAACAAAUGCUUCAUAACAAUAAUAAUUAUAUCAGGAGUUUCAAAUGUACCCUUGAUAAUACAGAAAGCAGAAAUUUUCAAUUGGUGAUCAAUUCUGAUGGAAUGCCCCCAGCUGAGCAUUCAAAGCAUUUUGGUGCAUCAGAGAUUAAUGUGAUAGCUAUAAUUUUAGCAGGUGAACAAACUGGAAAAUGGGAUAUAAUUAUAAAGUGGAGAGAUUGUUCCAUUCAACGCAUAAAACAGAAGAGAAGAAAAGUAUCCAUAUAUUUUACUGAAGAGAUGCCAAAGUUGUUAGGGAAAUCAAACUACUGUAACCUGUGUAAAAAGUCAUUUUCUCAAAGGGGCAGCUUAAAUAUUCACAAACACAUUCAUACAAGGGAGAAACCGUAUCACUGUGUUAUCUGCAAUAAAUCAUUCUCUGAAAAUGGUCCCUUAACUAAGCACAAAUGUGUUCAUACAGGAGAGAAACCUCAUCACUGUGACAUCUGUGGUAAAUCAUUCGUGCGAAAUGAUGAGUUAACUACUCACAAACGCACACAUACAGGAGAAAAGCCAUACCACUGUGAUAUCUGCGGUAAAUCAUUCUCUCAAAAACAUCAUUUAAUUAAACACAAACGUAUUCAUACAGGAGAGAAACCGUUUAAUUGUGAUGUGUGUGGUAAAUCGUUUUCUCAAAAAGGUACCUUAAUUACUCACAAACGUAUCCAUACUGGAGAAAGGCCAUAUCACUGCGAUAUAUGUGGAAGAUCAUUCUCUCAAAAUGAUCAGUUAACCAAACACAAACGUACUCAUACUGGAGAGAAACCAUAUCGAUGUGAUAUCUGUGGCAAAUCAUUCACUCAGGGUGGCGAAUUAACAAAGCACAAACGUAUUCAUACAGGAGAGAAACCAUACCACUGUGAUAUUUGUAGUAAAUCAUUCUCUCGAAACGAUCAAUUGAAUGGACACAAGCGUAUUCAUACAGGAGAGAAGCCACAUCACUGCGAUAUCUGUGGUAAAUCAUUCUCUCGAAAUGAUGAAUUAACUUCUCACAAGCGUGUUCAUACUGGAGAGAAACCAUAUCAGUGUGAUAUCUGUGGUAAAUCAUUCUCUGCUGGUAACACAUUAACUACUCAUAAACGAAUACAUACAGGAGAGAAACCAUACCAGUGUGAUAUCUGUGGAGAAUCAUUCUCUCAUGGAUGUACUUUAACAAGACAUAAACGUGUUCAUACAGGAGAGAAACCAUAUCACUGUGAUAUCUGUGGUAAAGCAUUCUCUCAGAAUCCUCAUUUAACUAAACACAAACGUAUUCAUAGAUAACAGUAAUCAUAUCACUAUGAUAUCGAAAGUAAAUUAAUUUCUGAAAAUGAUUACUUAUUGAUACACAUAUGCAUUCAUAUAAAAGGGAAGCCAUUUCACUGCCCCUCAAAGUGGUUUCAGUUAAAUUAAUGCUGCAAGUACAUUCAUACAAGAGUGAGAAAUGCUGUCACUGUGACAUCUGUAUUAAUUCAUUUUCUCAGGGGAGACAACUACACAUAUCUGCAUUCAUGAAGAACUAUAAAAGCAUUCUACGUAGAAAUUAAUGUAUUCGUACAUCAGCUCGCCGGACUCUGAUUGCGGGGCAUAUAACCUCAUUUCAAAUUGGAGAUAGAAAAACCUUACAUACACACACAUAUUAAGAACAAUAAUAAAAUAAAUCUGAAGUGAAGAAUUAAUGUAUAAUGCCUGUAUUGGCAAAAAAAACCCCGACCAUCCCAAAAUAUUACAACAAAAUACUAUACCACUGUGAUUUUUUCAAUAAAAACAUUUAUUCAUAAUGCUCAUAUAUAUAUAUCAUUUAACAUAUUUUUAGAAGGGGAAAAAUUUCCUAUUAAUUAAAAAAUUUUUUUUUAUAUUGUGGGUUAAAUAUCUGAAUAAUGCAAUCUCAUAAAUCCGAGAUUCCAUCAUUAAAUGGUUCUUGUAUUAGAAAUACACAAACAUGAAAGGUAAUAUUUGAUUACAUCAUAAGAAGAUGUCAGUAUAUCUUAUAGAUAUUCUGGGUCUUCUAGAGUUUCAUCAAUAUAUCUGCUCUAUUUAACAUGGUCCCAAACAAAUCAAAGAAGAAAAAGAUCCCAUCACCUUCUAAAGAGACUGGAACAAAUUUCUUCAAGGAAUACCUCUAUCUGGAUACAUCUCAGUCAACAACACCCUACUUGAAUGGACCAUGAUACUACAAAACUUGACUUGGAAUCAGAAGGGUUAAAAUUACUUAUAGAGCUCACGCCAUCACACACAUUAUUUAUAUACAUCAUAUAGAUAUAUAAUUAAUUAAUUAAUUGCAGGAUCCAAUUGAAUCUCUGAUCAUCACUGUUAAGAACCAAAUCUUAAAUUUUGGAUUUGAAUUUUUUUUCAUGAUGUAAUUGAUUUAUUCAUCAAUAAAAAAUAUGUCUGAAACAGCUAUAGUGAA
Messenger RNA from Octopus bimaculoides (California two-spot octopus), 4861 nucleotides. RefSeq lists its product as uncharacterized. Lineage: Eukaryota; Metazoa; Mollusca; Cephalopoda; Octopoda; Octopodidae. Gene Ontology annotation, molecular function: DNA-binding transcription factor activity; RNA polymerase II cis-regulatory region sequence-specific DNA binding. The record is from RefSeq and is a predicted model, not a curated record. Gene Ontology annotation, biological process: regulation of transcription by RNA polymerase II.